AUGAGAUUUAGACCUAUGAGGUCACUUGGCGCUGAACGAAAAGCAGAGAAAAGGAGGUUUGCAAGGUGCAACAGGAGGAAAACCUCACAGCAGUUGCACUACGAAACAGUUGUUAAGAGAAGGGGGUCGAGGGAGAGUAAGAUGGGAAGAAAGAGAAUACGAAUGGAAGUACAACCACCCGCUACCCAACUCCAAAAACUACCAACCCCAACCCACACCACUACAACUUCCACUACAUCAACCAAACGAACCUACACCCCUCCAACCUCACCCUACACCAACAACCCACUACAAAACCUCCACUACAUCAACACACCACUACUCACUACAUCAACCACACCCACUACAACUUCUACUACAACAACCACACCCACUACAACUUCCACUACAUCAACCACAACCAGUACAACUACUACAACCACCACUAAGCCAACCACAACCACCACCACAACUACAGCAGCACCAAUAAGGUGUGACUUGAAUGUUACCGUAGUACCAGGAACGUUGGCGUACUGGUCAUCUCCCAACUAUCCGGCAAACUACCCAGAGAAUAUAACUUGUAAGCUCAGAGUAACGGGUACCAGAUGUAUAAUGAUGUUGAGUCUGGAUGGUGCUGCCGAGAUCUUCACGAAGACGUCGAUCUGUUCCACGGCACCUGAUCGCCUUUUCAUGGAAAGCACUACUAAGGACUACUUUUGUGGAAAAUUCCUUUUAAGUACACGGGACUUCGCGACAACAACAGCUGUGACUAGGGUCUUAACCUUUACCACCAGCUCUGCAGAUGGAGGGGUCGCUAUGGGUUUCAGAAUUAAGAUCCAAGGCUUCUAGAGAAAUGCAGAGGUGGCUAUCUUCGUCCGGAGAUGACAUUAUACGGAUAAGAAUAUAUUCGAUGUUUACAUUCAACUCAAAAUUCACAAUGAAAAAUAAAUCAGGUUUUGAAAUGUAUUUUUAGACAUUAAAUACUUUCCUCUCAAAAAAAAAAA
Molecule: messenger RNA, 983 nt
Organism: Macrobrachium nipponense
Lineage: Eukaryota; Metazoa; Arthropoda; Malacostraca; Decapoda; Palaemonidae
Exons: 6
Coding region: 1-828 (275 amino acids)
Source: RefSeq, a predicted model, not a curated record